Vidua macroura (Pin-tailed whydah) is the source of this 3817-nucleotide messenger RNA. It is a transcript of the gene TMEM47, whose product is annotated as transmembrane protein 47. Gene Ontology annotation, biological process: cell-cell adhesion. Gene Ontology annotation, cellular component: membrane; cell-cell junction. The record is from RefSeq and is a predicted model, not a curated record. The transcript has 3 exons. Lineage: Eukaryota; Metazoa; Chordata; Aves; Passeriformes; Viduidae. Bases 209 to 754 code for a protein of 181 amino acids.
ACCUGAUACACCGGGGCGGGAGCGCAGCGGAGGAGGGCGGGAGGGAGCGGCGCUGCCGCCGCCUGCGAACGCCUCUCGCCGCCGUUAGACAGCGCUGGUCUCGCCGCUUCUCCCUCCGCCCGCCCCUUCUGCGCGGAGCUGGGCUCUCGCUCCUGUUCCCCUCGGGGCCGGCAGCAGCGUGUCCUCCUCCUCGUCUCCCCUGGGCCCCAUGGCUUCGGCCGGCAGCGGCAUGGAGGAGGUGCGCGUCUCGGUGCUGACCCCGCUGAAGCUGGUGGGGCUGGUGUGCAUCUUUCUGGCGCUGUGCCUGGACCUGGGAGCUGUGCUGAGCCCCGCUUGGGUGACGGCGGACCACCAGUACUACCUGUCCCUUUGGGAGUCCUGCCGGAAGCCCGGCAACUUGGACAGCUGGCUCUGCGAGUCGACGCUGCACAGCGACUGGCAGAUAGCUACUCUGGCUCUGCUACUGGGUGGUGCUGCCAUUAUUCUCAUAGCUUUCCUGGUUGGGCUGAUCUCCAUCUGCGUGGGAUCUCGGAGGCGGUUCUACAGACCAGUUGCAGUCAUGCUCUUUGCUGCAGUUGUUCUCCAGGUCUGCAGCUUAGUCCUUUACCCAAUCAAGUUCAUCGAAACGGUCAGCUUGAAAAUAUACCAUGAAUUCAACUGGGGCUAUGGCCUGGCGUGGGGUGCAACUAUAUUUUCAUUUGGGGGUGCCAUUCUUUAUUGCCUGAACCCUAAGAACUAUGAAGACUAUUACUAGAAUCAUUUAAUGAAAAGAAAAAACAAAAAAAAGGAUUACCCCAUCUUUUCUAGCUCACAGUUUUUUUAGAACACUUGUGGAGCACCAAACAGUCUGCUCUGUUGAUAAAAUAGCCUUUGCCUUUUGGGUGUGAACACUGUAACCAGCUUUUACAACCAUUUAGAAGGACUGCAAACACUAGGAUUGCUGAUCUUACAUAGGCAGAUGCUGCAAGCUGCUGAUACAUAAACUUCAUUUUUCCUGACAACAAGCAAAAGGAUCUACGUGACAGCGAUCAUUGUAAGAAAAGUAGUUGGAAUGAGAAUGCAAUGCCAGCAUCUGCUAUUGCCUUCAGGGGAGCAGCUGGUAUGGGCUCCAUUUAGAAGUUUCCCUGUAUCAUAGAGGAUUCAGAUGUCUGAUAAGCUGGCAAUGGCAUCUUGUACAAUAGGCUGACUUGGGCCCUUGUUACUUGCUCAAAAGCACUCUUAAGGAAUUAGUUGCAAGGGACUGUGUUGAGGGCAGUGAAUGUAGCUGGUUAAUGACUUGUCUAAUAUCUGCAUUCAACAGUGUGCUGGUAGAAUAAUUAAAAAAAAGAAAAACCCAAACAAGCCACCAACCCACACAGGAUUUCAUGAAUUAGUAAUCCACAUCACCAUGCCAGCUGUAGCAGAUUGUUGAAGGAAGUCCAAACCCAGAGACAUGUGCUUCUGACUGUGUAGUUGGAAGUUGUCUCAGCUCUCAGUGUUUUGCUGGAGGGGUGAAGAUAAAGGGGAAUAGAAAAAGACCUGUUCUGUCCCUGAGACAUCUAAAAUGUGUGAAUGAAUUGCAGUUGUCCUGAGUAACCAUUUAGCUUGCAAACAUUGUCAUGAAAAGAAUGCAUAUGGAACAAGUUCAGUUAUAUUUUUGAAAGGUAUUUGUUAGUAUAAAUGAAUAUAUAUAAUGCAAAUAUAUAUGCAGAGGGAGAGAAAUGAUUCAUCCUAAAAUUGUAAUAUGAGCUGUGAUGCAGUGGUUAAAAUACUAACUUUGUAUACAUUCUUGAAAGUCUUGGAUUGGUACCCCCAAUUUUGAUUGGUGUUACAAAAUAAACACACAAUGGUUUGUCUUCUGUAUAUGCCCUUGUACAGACUCCGUGUUAUGGGAAAUGCUUAAAAGCUCACAUCAAGUUAAGGUAGAACUGGACAAAAAUAACUUCUUGCUAUUCCAUGUGUAAUAUUUUACUUGCUAAAAAUUCUUUUCUAAGGGUGUUGCAAAUUAAAAAACUGCCAUUUUUUAAAAAUCUGGUUAGGUUGUGAGUGUCUCUGAUCAUCAAGAAUGCAGCUGAGACCCCAUCAUGUCCAUAUUAAAACAUUAGCACUUCAGGAGGUAAUCUCUUGUUUUUAAAAACUGAGUUUCUAAUGGACUUUUUGGUGAUUAUGUACAUCUGAUUACUCCUUGCUUGGUAUGUUUCCCACUUAAAACAUCCAGAGACUGUACUCAUGAAAUGAAACCCAAGAUAAAAUAGGGAGAACCUUCACAUGAAUUAAAUCCGCAUCACUUUUAUUUUUGUUUACAAUUUGCUUAUUUGGAUAUUUUCAAUUAAUUAUAAGCAUAUUUUUAUACAAUAGUAAUCUUUAGAAAUAACUAUUUUUUUUAAUGGAGAAGUUUAAAAUAUAUUCUAUGUGGACCUCUGCACAAGCUGAUAUGCUGGGGUUGCACAUCCACCUCUACACAAAUGGUUUUGCUGGUUCCACAGAGAAGGUUCCUGAAUUACUGGGUGUUAAGGUGGCAUCUCUUGUGUUUCUACUGGGCCACCAUCUCCAGGGUGCUGAGGGUCUGCAAUGACCACAGGGCUGCCUUUAGGAGGUCACUGUGCAAAUAUUGCUGGCUUGUGGAGGUGGUUUAUAAAACUCUGGCACUCUGGAGUUCAGUCUUUACUACCGUGGCAGAAUAGAACUUGCAGAACUAGCAGUGAUUAAUUAGAUUAGAUGGAGCAAAAUGACAGCUUGACAUGGAAGGGACUGCAUGGCAAUGCCUGGAGAACAAAAAAGAUGGGAGGAAAACUUGGAUCCAGUUAUUUCACAAGCACCAAGAGAGCAUUUGUAACUCUGCUUUAUUUCCUGACUUAAGGCAGAUAUUCAGUAUAUAGUUCACCCAGUAUCUUUUUGAACAGCUGUGUAGUUCUGCUUUUAUUUAGCAGCAUGGAGAACAUUGUAGUUUGGCAUGGGAAUUAGAUUAGUGCAGAGAAGCCCACUGUGAGAAGAUGUCUGUACCUUUCUAAGAUGGUGUUUUGGGGCUGGCAUUGUGGCACUUGGUCUGUGCUGACAAGAAGGUACAAUGCUGAACCCACACCGUAGCCACUAAUUUAUCAAAUUGUUUUUCUUGAUGUAGAGUUUGAGUGAAAGCAGCUGCCAGGCCUAAGGCAGAUGCAAAUGAAUGGUGUGUGCUCUGCAAGUCACUGGCUGUUAAUGUGAAAAGUGUUCAGGCACAACAAUUUACAAACGUGAAUGCCUAAAGACAAAGUUCUUGAUUCACAGUUGAGUCAGAGAUCUGAUUUUCAGUCCCAACAUCUGAUUUUUCUCUUGAAGGUGAUGCAUUCUACUAGGACCCACCUCAGACUCCUCAGGACCUUUGUGUUUGGGCAUUUAGUAUGUGGAUUUAGGUACCUACCUUUAGCUUAGGUUGCUACUGCAGUGUCUUCUUUUAUCUCUUUACCAUUGCAAAUGUUGGCAAUCAUUCUGUUUCUCAGAACAGAACUAAAGGGAAAUGCAACUUUGUGCUGAUUCUUGGGGUUUUUUUAGCCACAAAAAAGAUGCAAGUCUGUGUCCUGAGUGUAUGUACGACAAAUUAAUAAUUUUGUAUGUUGUACUUGUGUCAUGUCACCAUUAUUUCAGUUAUUUGACUUUAUCUCACUGGCAGAAUGAUUCUCUCCCACAACAAAUCCAUUUUUUUCUUCCAAAUAUAUAUGAAUAAAUAUAUAUAUAUAGGAAACUUGCAAGCAGGGCUAGUUAUUUGUAUUUUUUAAGCUUAAAGUAUACCGUCCGGUGCUGACAAAUACCCAGCACCUCUUCUGGAUUUCUUGCACAACCUUCGUUUAGCUUUUGUAAA